Messenger RNA from Ceutorhynchus assimilis (cabbage seed weevil), 3718 nucleotides. The record is from the annotation of a GenBank genome assembly. Lineage: Eukaryota; Metazoa; Arthropoda; Insecta; Coleoptera; Curculionidae.
AAUGGGGCUUGCGUACUAGGAGCCCCCUAAAUCAAAACAAACAAAAAUAAUAAAAUUUCUAUUAUAUUUAUUAUUUCCAUUUAUUAUCCUCUCCAUAUGGAAUAUUGCCCUCCUAUAAUAAAAGUGCCAUAAUAUUUACUCGGCAAAUAAAAGUGAAAAAUGAUCCAAGACCCAAUAAUAAAACCCCAGCUGCACGGAAAACCUAAUUGGAAUAAAAGGGCAGUUUGUCGUGCUUUUAAAAUCAUUUAAGUUAAUUAAUUGCCGCAAUUUAAUCCCGGAUUAUGUCAUGUCACGUUUCGUCAUUAAUCAUAAAACUAUCCUUAUUCGGUUUAUCUAAUCUAAAUUAAAUUAAAUUCUCAGUGCGAUUAAGAAAAAUUAUCUCACACAGUUGAUAGCAUUAUGUCGAAGCAGGAGCCAGAUCCUGAUUUGUUUAUAUCGCCGAAUUAUUGUAAAAAGCUCGGCAAUGAAGUUUUGGAAGAUACAAAGAUCGAGCAGGAGGUUUCUAUAGCGAAAAUUGAACUUUCUAAUCCGGCUAAGAUAUUGCAGUUAGUGGAGAGUCUUACCGAUAAGUCUACGAGGAAGUUGGAAGUGAAACUUAAUAGAUAUCUCAAAACCGAAUGCGAAUCAAAAGCCACUUUCCUAAUCAGCCUGCACUCUAUAGCUGAAGAGGCCGUAGUACAAGUAUUCCAUGAAAGAAUCCUAUUAGACCCUUUAAGAGUCACUUUAUCAGACGAGACCCUCAAUGCUUUGGUGAAUUUUCAAAUUAAUCAUUUAACAGGCUCAGAACAAUUAGAUCCAAAAAUACAAGGGCUAAUAAAGGAUGUUGUACCACAAGGUACUGGCGAAGUUAUUGUUGUACCUGUAUUGAGACAAGAGUGUAAAGAAAAAGAAGUAUCAUAUCCAGUAUAUUUAGUAUGCAUAGUAAACCCAGUAAGAGACAGCUUAUACAUAUCAAAAAUAGUGAGCGAAACUUUCAAUUAUUGUUUGACGUUGUUUUUAAAUACGAGACAAAGCGAAGAUGAAAGAAGACUGAAGGCCGAGUGUCAGAGUCUCCUGUUGGUAGCCAGGAAGCUUUUUUCACAUUUAGGUGAUUUGAGUGAUUUAUUAAAAGAAAUCAUGUCUGAGGCCAGGCGAUUAACCAAUGCUGAAAGAUGUUCUUUGUUUCUUUUGGAUCCUGAUCAUUUGCAUUUGGUUGCUAAGGUUUUUGAUGGUGUAAGUCCAUCUGAAAGGAGUACUGAAGUGAGGAUUGCUGCUGAUCAAGGAAUCGCCGGUCACGUGGCCGCCACCGGUCAAAUACUCAACAUAAAAGACGCCUACAAGCAUCCCUUAUUCUACAAAGGGAUGGACGAAGCUACCGGCUUCAAAACCCGCAACAUUCUUUGUUUCCCAAUCAGGGAUGAGGACAACAUUGUGGGAGUGGCUCAACUGUGCAACAAAAUCAACGGCCAUUUUGAUUAUUUCGACGAACAAGUCGCUAACGCUUUCAGCAUUUAUUGCGGAAUUUCUAUAAUGCACAGCUUAGUGUACAAGAAAAUACAAGAUGCUCAAGCAAGGAGUCGAUUGUCAAAUGAACUUAUGUUGUAUCACAUGCAGGUCAGUCGUCAAGAUGUCCUUGACGUAACAAUGUGCCCAAGUCAGCACGAAAUGCCACAUUUUUCAAAAUUCAGUUUUACGCCUCGCAAUAUUUUGUUGAAAGAGUCACCCUGUUUCGUACUGAAAAUGAUGCAAGAUUUAGGCUUUAUUGACACAUUCCGGAUCAAGCAGGAUAUUCUAGUGCGUUUCAUACUCUACGUCAGAAAAGGGUACCGAGACGUACCUUAUCACAAUUGGUCCCAUGCUUUUUCCGUAGCUCACUUUGCUUAUUUGGCUUUGAAGAAUUUUGAGCUUGUAGAAAAAGGGUACUUCACCCAAUUAGAAGCUUUGGCCUACUUCAUUUCCUGUCUAUGUCACGAUAUCGACCAUCGUGGUACCACCAAUUCCUUCCAGCAACAAUCCAAUAGCGUUUUAGCUUCUUUGUAUUCCAGUGAAGGUUCUGUAAUGGAAAGACAUCAUUUGUCCCAGACCAUUUGCACUCUAAAUACUGAGGGGUGUAACUUUUUGGAAUCUCUAUCCAAAGACGACUACGUUAAAUGCCUGGAUUUAAUCAAAGACAUGAUUCUGGCUACUGAUUUGGCAUCGCAUUAUAAAAUUCAUUCGAGACAAUUGACCUUGGCACAGGAAGGCUACGAUAAAACCCAACCGGAACACAGGUACUACUUGGCCAGUCUCCUGAUGACUUGCGCCGACUUGUCGGACCAAACCAAAGAUUGGGCCGAAACCAAAAAAGUCGCCCAACUUAUUUACGCCGAGUUUUUCGCCCAGGGCGACCUCGAAAAGAAAAUGGGCAAAACACCUGCUAACAUGAUGGACAGAGAAAAAGCUUCUAUACCCGAUCACCAGCUGGAGUUUUUGACUCAAUGUUGUAUUUGUAUUUUUAGAAUUCUAGCUACGAUAUUUCCCCACGCUAAAGUUUUAGUGGACGCCAUCAAACAAAACAUCCUCUGUUGGGAAUCUUCAAAGAGGAUUUUCGAGAAGUUUAAAUUGGAGGGUAAAACAUCUUACGAGGUUUUGGUCAGUGAAGAAUUGGAAUUUGAAGUACGGAGCACUUUGGAUAAUCUCAAUUGAGUUAUUUGUAGCUUUGUUCCAACCAACAUGAGAACCAGUAAUUUCCAGUCGACCAAUUUAUUUGUCAAGUUAUGUAACUGGAAAUUACUGAUUCUCAUGUUGGUUCGAACAGACCUUAUAUAUCAAAAAAAGGCGUGCAAUAAAUUUCUGAGCUUUAUAUAUAGAAUUGGGUUGUUUAUAAAUUGAUAUUUUAUUGAAAAAAAACAAAUAUACAAAUUGUAGUUGGACUAUUAUUACUCUUUUAUAGCAGUUUCCAGAAAUCCAGACAUAAUAGGAUAAACUGGGUCGUAGUUGGUGGAAUUUUUAGUUCUCACUAGGCCCUCGUAUUUUUGUAGGGCUCCAGCCACUAAAUCCAAUCGUUCGGAUUCGGUUGGAUGUUCAUCCAACCAUGCUGAUAUUUUUGGUAAAGACCAACCUAAAUUUGAAUUUUUAAAGUUUGAAGCAAACCUAACAUAAUCUAAAAACUAUGAGUGAAAUUACCUGUAUUUUGAUGAGGACUAGCUAAAUCAGGUCCGGCAUAGGAAAACAGCAUCAGCAAAAUCGUACUGUGUGGUACCGAACUGCCCUGAGCUUGUCCCGCAAUGAUUUCUUCAGGAGUUUGGGUUAUCAAGGAGGCCAUGGAUUUUAGGAGCCUAUAAGGCCUGCCUAGGCUUGAUAAUUGGGGGCAAAUAAGUUUCAAGGCUUCCUCCAAAUGGCGGUAAUCGGUUUGAAGCCUUUGACGUCCUCCAGCUGAAAUGGGACGUAAAAUUGACGAAUGACGGACUAGUAGGUCAAUGCUUCUUAAGGCGAUUUCAUUGCAUCUAGAAAAUUUCAUUUAUUACAAUUGAGAAUUUUGAGUAAUUUUUAGUUACUUUUCAGACAAAACUUCUUUAUUUUGAAAAUCCUUAAGGUAAGUAUUAUAAACUCUAUUAAUAAAGUGCACUAGUUCUUUCAUAUAAGGGCUGCACGAGAUGUUUUUGUUGUUCAAAACUGGCAAUUUGGUCCAGUCGUUUUCCAAAUGCAUCGUUACAAUAAUUGUUUCCACAACAGAAUUAAUCGAAACUGGAAAAAAAUU